GGGCCACCAUGAUAUAAGUCCAGCUUGUACCGCGUGAGUCCUCCGCCCGAAGUUUUUGAAUAUGUCCCGCGACCAGGGGCUAACAAUAUUCCUUAACUUGACAUGAGGCGCAUGUGUUCCCCCGCAAGAAUUAUUUAUUAUCCUACGAUAGGACAUGAUACAUGCGCCUCAUAGCAAUAAAGUAAAUCACGCCUCUGUGUCGGUCUACUGUCGAAUUCGCCCCUUAAGUAGUCGUGAUGACGAUAGGAAAGUUGUGAGCACCCCGGAUACAAAGACUGUGUCGCUUGCUCAUGGCGGCGAACACCAUACUUUUGCUUUUGACCGGAUAUUCGACUCAAAAGCAACCCAACAAGACGUCUUUGAGGGUGUUCGCGUGUCAAGGUGCGUGUGUGACGUGCUGGGUGGGUACAAUGCGACUAUCUUUGCCUAUGGACAAACAGCGUCUGGAAAGACACACACGAUGGAAGGCGGAAACAUAUUUCACCCACUGAAAAGCGGUGUCAUUCCACGUGCAGCAACGGCUCUGUUCCGGGCAUGUUCUCAUGCGCCUGCAUACAUUGAAUUUGCGAUCAAAGUGAGCUUCGUGGAAAUAUACAUGGAGCGAAUUCGAGAUCUGCUUGAUACAUUCGGGCGAAAGAGGGGAAAUCUGCGAAUCCGCGAGAACCCUAAUUCGGGGGUAUACGUAGCCGGAUGCACAGAAACAUUUGUGACCAACGAAAAUGAAUUGUUAAUCUGCAUGACAGACGGGCGCAAGUCGCGUGCAACAGCAGCCACAGGAAUGAAUGAGGGGUCAUCUCGGUCUCACAGCGUGUUCUGCAUAACAGUACAACAGAGAAACACAGAAACUGAAGCAAAGCGCGUCGGAAAGUUAGUUUUUGUUGAUCUUGCUGGUUCUGAAAUGGCACGAAAGUCCCAAGCGGUGGGGUUGCAAUUGGAAGAAGCCAAGAACAUCAACAGAUCGCUCUCCGCACUUGGACAGGUCAUUAAUGCACUAACGGACGAAAAGAAAGUUCAUAUACCCUACCGUGAUUCCAAACUCACUCGCAUGCUCCAGGAUUCGCUUGGUGGUAAUGCAAAAACUGGACUGAUUGUCACCAUAUCUGCAUCAGCAGAGAAUGCUUCGGAGACACUGUCAACACUAAAAUUUGGUCAACGAGCAAAGGCCAUAAAAAAUAAGCCCAAGGUCAAUGAACGCAAAUCUGUUGAAGAACUCACGACCCUGCUCCGCAAGGCAGAAGCUGCCAUAGAUAUGCAAUCAGCCUAUAUAAAUGCGCUAGAACUGCAAGUUACUUCAGGCAACGAGACUGGACAUUCUGGUACACCAAAUGGUAGUGAUGCCGAGACUAUGGCCGCAAUACUUCAGCUUCAGCAGCAGAAGAUAUUGUCUCUCACCGAGGAGCUCGCGGAGGAGCAAGCUGAGUCAAAACGAUGCAACAAGGAAGUUCUGGAUCUCACAGCUCUUCUUCACGAGAAAGAAGAGCUCCUGCUUGAUGCCAGAAAUUUCAUGGAGGAGGUCGAGGCGAAGAUGGAAAAGGCAGUCCGUGAGCAGGCGGGAAUGCUCGCCCAAAACAGAUUGCUUGUCAAGGCCAAAGCACGAGUGGAAGAAAAGGCACAUUUCAAAGUAAGGGAACUUGAGCUUCGCCUUGAAAAGGCCAAUGCGGUUGAUGAACGCCUCCGAAAAGAGGAUGCUGAAUAUGCCGUCAUCUCUCAGGGUGCCUCAAGGAGCAGCACAGCCAAGCUUGCCAUCGAAGGUGAGGUAAAUAGCCUCAAACAUCCAUCAACUUUGGAUCAAAUCACACUUCAAAGGCUACCAGAGCACUCAUCGAUGACCAAGCACCUCAAGCUUGAACAUCAACACCGCAAGUUGAUAACUGACCUUAGUGCUCAAUGUGGACUUGUAGAUCAGCUCGAGCGUGAGAUCAAAGGAUCAGCUGUUGGGACAUCCUUAGUCACAAGCAAAGAGGGUCAGCACAUGUGCUCACUUCGACAGCGCCUUGAACAGUUAGUUGCAGUCCAUCGACAGCUACUCCGCAAAUAUGCUGCUCUUGAGCUUAAUCUGGGGGAAGCUACCAAGAUGAUAAUGCUUCGGGACGAGCGCAUUUUCCAACUAGAACAUCAAUCAGAAAAGCGCCAUGAGGGGUUUACUGCGGAGUGCCAGCGUAUGUCUGCCCUAAUGAACGACCUGGAUCUGAAGCUACUGAACAAAAAAACAAGAGUCGAAAAGGUCCUGGCUCGGCCCCGCACCUUGCGUGGAGGGCAAAAGGAUGCGCGAGCGCAUGCACAGAAAGCUGCAAUCUGGUGGAACAAUGAGCUUAGCUCGGCCAGUCAGGCUGAUCUCCUGGGUCAUAGCUCCAUAGCUAAAGCGUCUUAGCCAGGAGGCAAGGUUAGCUGGCCGUAUUGCAUCAAUGGUGAUAGGUAAGCGCCAGACGGCUCGCAGAUAUAUGCAGCCUCAAAUGAAAUGACCCGCCAAGCCAGCAUGCACUUUGGUGAGACUUACUUUCUUCCCGGCGGCUUCAUCAAAUCAGUCGCUCUUGAAUUUCGCUAUUAAUCGUAAUACGACCUAUGAGACCACAGCGAGCAAUUAUCAAUGCCGCGUGUGGCCGCUGCGAACUUAGCUGCAGCCUGAUCGAGCUUUGACGACCACUAGAAUCAGCUUACAGUUCGCGCGGCGUUUGGUAUCUUGGCGUCGGGGUGUGACGGAAAAUCUGCACCAUGCCCCCCUAGGCUGGCGCUGGGCUGGCGCUGGGCUGGCGUG
Molecule: messenger RNA, 2755 nt
Organism: Pelagomonas calceolata
Lineage: Eukaryota; Pelagophyceae; Pelagomonadales; Pelagomonadaceae
Source: the annotation of a GenBank genome assembly